Mizuhopecten yessoensis (Yesso scallop) is the source of this 489-nucleotide messenger RNA. Its product is annotated as U6 snRNA-associated Sm-like protein LSm3. The transcript has 4 exons. The record is from RefSeq and is a predicted model, not a curated record. NCBI's taxonomy places the organism in Eukaryota, Metazoa, Mollusca, Bivalvia, Pectinida, Pectinidae. Gene Ontology annotation, biological process: mRNA splicing, via spliceosome; P-body assembly. Gene Ontology annotation, cellular component: P-body; U6 snRNP; catalytic step 2 spliceosome. Gene Ontology annotation, molecular function: RNA binding. The coding region runs from base 67 to 378 and encodes 103 amino acids.
AACGGAUGUAGUUUCUCUUAGAUAUUUUCUAUAUAUUUACUGCCGGAUUAAAGUUUGAAAAGAAAGAUGGCAGACGAUCAGGAGCAGCAAGCCCCUGUGCAAAAUGUGGAGGAACCCCUUGAUUUGAUCAGACUAAGUCUUGAUGAAAGGAUCUACGUCAAAAUGAGGAAUGAGCGUGAGCUGAAAGGAAGGCUGCAUGCAUAUGAUCAGCAUCUCAACAUGAUUAUGGGGGACGUUGAGGAAACCGUGACCACAGUGGAGAUUGAUGAGGAAACAUAUGAAGAAAUUUACAAGUCGACUAAGAGGAAUAUCCCGAUGCUGUUUGUACGUGGAGAUGGUGUGAUUCUGGUGUCGCCGCCCAUGAGAACAGGGACAUAAACAAAGCAAUCGGACAUUUUUAUAUUUUCUGUAUUUUUUUUUCGCCAACUUUGUACUGUAUAUGUUAAUCAUGAUCUGCAUCAAACACAUUAAAGUCACAUUCAUUUGUAA